UUUCUCUACACUUUCAAAAACCAGACACAAAUGGGUGAGAAAACACUAGAGAUUGACACAACUUUUCCCAAGAAUCCUUCAAGUCAAAAUUGAGUUUUGGUUUCCCAUAGUGAGUGCUUCGCUUCCAGUUCCUCCACUUAAAUUUUUUUUCCUAUUUUCUUGUUUGGCAAGAUAGAAAACACAAAGAGAAAAAGAAAAAAAAUUAUGGACGAUUUUGAAAGAGGUCGAAUUCCCAGCAAAAGAACGGAGCAUAGUAGCAUAGUAAGGAGUCUAAGCAGAAGUAGCUGGAUAAUGGAAGAUGUAUUUUCAGGUUCCAUGCAAUCCAGACGAAGUGGUGCAGGCGAUGAAGAUGAAGAAGCUCUAACAUGGGCAGCCAUCCAGAGGUUACCAACGUAUGAUCGGCUAAGAACCAGCAUCAUGCAAUCGUUCAUGGAUCAUGAAAUUAUCGGAAACAAGGUGGAACAUCGACAAGUAGAUGUUACAAAGCUUGACAUGAAUGAAAGACAAAAAUUCAUCGACAUGCUCUUUAAGGUUGCUGAGGAAGAUAAUGAAAAGUUCUUGAAGAAGUUGAGAAACAGGAUUGAUAAGGUUGGUAUUACACUACCAACAGUAGAAGUGAGGUAUCAGCAGUUGACGAUUGAAGCCAAUUGCUACACUGGCAGCCGAGCUCUUCCUUCUCUUCCAAACGUUGCUAGAAACAUUGCUGAAUCGGCUCUUGGCAUGCUUGGAAUCAAACUUGCGAAAACAACAAAUCUCACCAUUCUUAAUGAAGUCUCGGGGAUCAUUAAACCAUCCAGGAUGACACUCCUACUGGGGCCACCUUCUUCAGGGAAAACCACCCUUUUGCUGGCAUUGGCUGGCAAGUUGGAUCAAAGCUUAAGGGUUAAAGGAGAAGUAACAUACAAUGGAUAUAGACUAAAUGAAUUUGUUCCUAAAAAGACAUCUGCAUAUAUCAGCCAAAAUGAUGUUCAUGUUGGAGAAAUGACGGUGAAAGAAACCUUUGAUUUCUCAGCAAGAUGUCAGGGUGUUGGGACUCGAUAUGAUCUUUUAAGUGAGCUUGCUAGAAGAGAAAAAGAUGCAGGAAUUUUUCCGGAAGCUGAUGUUGAUCUUUUCAUGAAGGCAACUGCCAUGGAAGGAGUUGAAAGUAGCCUUAUCACUGAUUACACUCUCAAACUUCUGGGGCUCGACAUAUGCAAGGAUAUUAUUGUCGGGGAUGAAAUGCAGCGGGGAAUUUCUGGUGGGCAAAAGAAAAGAGUAACAACAGGGGAAAUGAUUGUUGGUCCAACCAAGACGCUAUUCAUGGAUGAAAUAUCAACGGGUCUUGAUAGUUCCACAACAUACCAGAUAGUGAAGUGUUUGCAGCAGGUUGUGCACUUAACUGAGGCCACAAUCUUGAUGUCCCUUCUCCAACCAGCUCCCGAGACUUUCGAUUUGUUCGACGAUAUCAUCCUCUUGUCCCAAGGCCAAAUUGUUUAUCAGGGUCCACGUGAGCAUAUUCUCGACUUCUUCGAGGCUUGUGGGUUCAAAUGUCCUGAAAGAAAAGACACUGCUGACUUCUUACAAGAGGUUACUUCAAAGAAGGAUCAAGAACAAUACUGGGCAGAUAGAAGCAAGCCAUACAGAUACAUUACAGUGAGUGAGUUUGCAAACAGGUUCAAGCGCUUCCAUGUUGGAAUGCGGCUCGAUAACGAGCUCUCCAUUCCUUUUGACAAGUCGAAGGGACACAUAGCAGCAUUGGCUUUCCAAAAGUACUCGGUCCCCAAAAUGGAACUUCUUAAGGCUUGUUGGGACAAAGAAUGGCUAUUGAUCAAGAGGAAUUCAUUCAUUUACGUGUUCAAGACGGUCCAAAUUAUCAUCAUGGCAGUUGUUGCGUCCACGGUGUUUCUGCAGACUGAAUUGAACACUAGAAGCGAGCAAGAUGGUGCAAUCUAUGUAGGUGCACUUCUAUUUGCAAUGAUCAUUAACAUGUUUAAUGGUUUCUCCGAACUCUCCGUGAUGAUCACUAGGCUUCCAGUGUUUUACAAGCAAAGGGACCUUUUAUUCCAUCCUGCUUGGACUUUCACUCUGCCAAGUUUCUUGCUCAAGGUCCCUAUAUCGGCUCUCGAAUCUGUUGUUUGGAUGGCUGUAACAUAUUACACCAUGGGAUUUGCACCAGAGGCCAGCAGAUUUUUCAAGCACUUUCUGUUGGUGUUUUUGAUACAACAAAUGGCAUCUGGGCUCUUUAGGCUCAUCGCCGGAUUAUGCAGAACAAUGAUCAUAGCUAACACUGGCGGGGCACUCACGCUUCUCCUUGUGUUCUUGUUGGGGGGCUUCAUGAUUCCAAAACGUGAAAUUCCAAAUUGGUGGGAAUGGGCUUACUGGAUUUCACCAUUGACUUAUAGUUUCAAUGCCAUUACUGUGAAUGAAAUGUUUGCGCCGAGGUGGAUGAACAAACGGGCUUCUGACAAUGUCACACAGUUGGGGGUACAAAUUCUUAGGAACUUUGAUGUCCCAAAUGAUGAAAACUGGUACUGGAUUGGUGCGACUGCUCUUUUCGGGUUCGCAGUGCUCUUUAACGUACUCUUCACCUUUGCCCUCAUGUACCUAAACCCCCUUGGAAAGCCGCAAGCCGUAAUUUCGGAGGAAACAGCAGAAGAACAGGAGGGAAUUGAAGGUACUAAGGCAGAACCAAGGUUAAGGAGACCAAAAUCGAGCAAAGACUCUUCCCCUCAGUCAAUCUCUUCUGCAGAAGCACUUGAAAAAGAAAUAGCAAUGCAAAGAAUGAGCAGUGGGACCAAUCCCAACGGAAUGAGCCGGAAUGAGUCUUCACUUGAUGCAGCCAUCAGAGUUGCUCCCAAGAGAGGAAUGGUUCUUCCUUUCACUCCUCUUGCAAUGUCCUUCGACACCGUCAAUUACUAUGUCGAUAUGCCACUGGAAAUGAAGGCACAAGGAAUUGCCGAAGGCAGAUUACAACUACUUCGAGGGGUAACUAGUGUGUUUAGGCCCGGAGUGUUGACUGCAUUGAUGGGAGUCAGUGGAGCCGGAAAGACAACAUUGAUGGAUGUUUUAGCAGGAAGAAAAACCGGUGGAUACAUUGAGGGUGAUAUCAGAAUAUCCGGUUUCCCUAAGGUACAAGAGACCUUUGCCAGAAUUUCUGGAUACUGCGAACAAAAUGAUAUUCACUCACCUCAAGUUACUGUCAAAGAAUCUUUAAUUUACUCGGCUUUCCUACGGCUACCGAAAGAAAUCAGCAAUGAGGAAAAGAUGAUAUUUGUGGAUGAAGUUAUCGAACUGGUCGAACUUGACAACCUUAAAGAUGCUAUAGUAGGGCUGCCAGGGGUCACCGGGUUGUCGACCGAACAAAGAAAGAGGUUGACAAUUGCAGUAGAGCUUGUUGCUAAUCCGUCAAUCAUUUUCAUGGAUGAACCAACAUCCGGCCUAGAUGCAAGGGCAGCAGCCAUUGUCAUGAGGACUGUCCGGAACACGGUGGAUACCGGACGAACAGUUGUGUGCACUAUUCAUCAGCCUAGUAUCGAUAUCUUCGAAGCCUUUGAUGAAUUACUACUAUUGAAAAUAGGAGGUCAGGUGAUUUACUCCGGACCAUUGGGCAAAAAUUCUAGCAAGAUCAUUGAAUAUUUUGAGUCCAUUCCUGGAAUCCCCAGAAUUAAAGACAAGUACAAUCCAGCUACUUGGAUGCUAGAAGUGAGCUCCCUAGCUGCUGAAGCUCGACUCGGAAUCGACUUUGCCAAACACUAUAAAUCAUCAUCUUUAUAUCAGAGAAAGAAGGCCUUAGUAAUGGAGUUAAAAACACCGCCCCCAGGAGCUAAAGAACUUUAUUUCGCCUCUCAGUACUCACAACCCACAUGGGGUCAAUUCAGAUCAUGCUUUUGGAAACAAUGGUGGACUUAUUGGAGAAGUCCAGAUUAUAACCUUGUUAGAUACUUCUUCACUUUAGUUGCGGCCCUCAUGGUUGGCACUAUAUUCUGGCAGGUCGGCACUAAAAGGGAUACGUCAAGUGAUCUUACAAUGAUAAUUGGGGCAAUGUAUGCCGCAGUCUUUUUUGUCGGCAUUAACAACUGCUCAACGGUACAACCGAUUGUAGCCACUGAAAGAACGGUGUUCUAUCGUGAACGAGCAGCCGGGAUGUACUCUGCAUUACCAUACGCCCUGGCACAGGUAUUAUGUGAAGUACCCUACAUAUUAUUCCAAACAACAUAUUAUACACUUAUAGUGUAUGCUAUGGUGGGAUUUCAAUGGACAGCAGCAAAGUUCUUCGGGUUUUAUUUCAUCAGCUUCUUCUCCUUCCUUUACUUCACUUACUAUGGAAUGAUGACCGUUUCGAUCACACCCAACCAUCAAAUAGCAGCCAUAUUGGCUGCUGCGUUCUAUGCAGUCUUUAAUCUUUUCUCUGGCUUCUAUAUUCCAAGACCGAGAAUCCCCAAGUGGUGGAUCUGGUAUUACUGGAUUUGCCCUAUGGCAUGGACCGUUUAUGGACUCAUAGUGUCUCAAUAUGGAGAUAUUGAAGCCACCAUUAAAGCACCUGGCUUCGAUCCAGACCCUUCUGUUAAAUCAUAUAUUAAAGAUCAGUACGGCUAUGAUUCAGACUUCAUAGGACCCGUUGCCGGAGUUUUGGUGGGGUUUGUAGUGUUCUUUGCCUUCAUGUUUGCCUGCUGCAUUAAGAAACUCAACUUCCAGACCAGAUAAAUAUGGGAUUCAUUCAAUAGAAAAUUUUCAUCUUCUUCAAGCUAGCAUUAUAUUGUACUUCCAUCCAAAAUUCAAAUAUGGUGUCGAUUUUAUCAAGCUGGUGGUGUUGAUCUUUUUCAUAUAUUGAGUACUGUUUCAAGAGCUGGAAAUUAAUGUAAAGUUUUUGUUUUGUAGGUUUUUAAAAGGAAGAAACUAUUUUCUGUCUUGGCAUUGUUCAACUUCUUCCAUGCAUUGUACUCGAUUAGUUUCCUUUAAGGAACAAAUUUACGUAAUACAAAAUAUAUUUAACAUAUAAUAAAAUUUAU
Molecule: messenger RNA, 4988 nt
Organism: Gossypium arboreum
Lineage: Eukaryota; Viridiplantae; Streptophyta; Magnoliopsida; Malvales; Malvaceae
Product: ABC transporter G family member 35-like
Exons: 21
Coding region: 205-4683 (1492 amino acids)
Cellular component (GO): membrane
Molecular function (GO): ATP hydrolysis activity; ABC-type transporter activity; ATP binding
Source: RefSeq, a predicted model, not a curated record